Messenger RNA from Contarinia nasturtii (swede midge), 630 nucleotides. RefSeq lists its product as uncharacterized. Lineage: Eukaryota; Metazoa; Arthropoda; Insecta; Diptera; Cecidomyiidae. Gene Ontology annotation, molecular function: protein dimerization activity. The coding region runs from base 1 to 630 and encodes 209 amino acids. The record is from RefSeq and is a predicted model, not a curated record. The transcript has a single exon.
AUGACCAUAUUAGAGCCCGAAGUAUUUCAAAAUAAAAACGUUGAACUGAUCGAAGCAAUCAAAACAUUUGGUCGUAAUUAUAUUCAAACUAUAGAAAGUGAUUUUAAGCCAACAAUGGAACACAACAUUGCCACUGCUUUAUACAUCAGGAUGAAAAAAUUGACAAAAAUGGAUGCAGCAACAAGAGAAAAAACUUAUGAUAAAAUAAAUGAACUUAUUUCUAACACUGCUGUAGAACCCAUAGCGAAAGUGCAAAAAAAAAAGAGGACAUCGAAUAAUUUGUUUGAUUCAUUCGCUGAUUCUGAUGACGACGGUGCCAAUCAUAGCGGGGGACUUAUGAAUGCUGAUAAAUAUUGCCAAGAGUUGCAAGAUUAUUUGCAAAUGAAGUUACCCGACAGUGAAAUCGACGACAACAAUGACACUGCCUUUAUAACGCAAUGGUGGUUCAAACAUAGAACCAUAUUUCCCAACCUCUUUAAAUUAUUUAUGCGAAUAAGUGCAAUUCCAGCUUCAAGUGCGCCAUCAGAACGUUGCUUUAGUGUCACAGGACAAGUGAUAUCUGAAAGACGUUCUUGUAUUCUACCACAAAAUGUAGAAAAUAUCAUCAUGUGCCGUAACAUAUAUGAAUAA